AUGAACAAGGCCGAACAGCGAAUCCCGGUCAGCGAUCUCGGGUUGAUGGCAUACCUCACAGUCCCAGCCGUGCUGGUGUUCGACGGUCUCAUCGACGAUACGAGGCUAGUCAGAGCUAUAGAGCUGCUCACUGGCGUAUGGCCCACGUUGGCCGGUCGUUAUAAGAGCGUUGGUGAAGGUGACAAGACCAAGUUCAGCAUCGAGCUGACAAACUCCCCUAUCCCAUUCGAGACCCAAACAUUAGAGCGUGACCGUGCUUUUCCCGACGACUAUGUCCUUCAACCCACACUUGAUCCCUACCUACCACCCAUGGGUUCGAACAUCCGCUAUCCCAACACCGAUAAUUAUCUCUUCGCCGUCCGCCUCACCACCCUCGUGCCUGCUAACAAGUCCGUCCUCGGUAUACAGCUUUGCCAUCUGGCAACGGACGCGACCGUGGGCAGGAAUCUACUCAAGCUCUUCGACGCCUUGUACACCCUCGGCGAAGCUGCUCUUGACAGUUCCGAUCCAAAGGUCAUGAUGCCGACGUUCUUCCCCGUCAGCGGUGUGGAGCCUUUGCCAGCGAGUGACCAUAAUUUGACCGACGACGAGGUCUUUGGUUUCCCGAGCAAGCCCUUCCGGAAAUCGAUCCAGAGCUACGUCGCAGACGCCACGACCUCGUCCAGGGUUGCGUUGCGGUUCACCAAGUCCGAGCUGCAAGCUCUCAGAGACCAGUAUCAACUUGACUUUGCAGUAAAGCUCUCGACCCAGGAUGCUCUUUCUGCUUGGUGGGUGUCCCUGCUCAACAAUGUGGGCGUGAACGUAGAGACCCUUGUUUAUCUCCUUGAACCAACAGUUCCGCAAAUGGUGCAUCGGCCAUCCCUCCUUCCCUCCCAACCUUCCCUCCCAACCUUCCCUCCCAACCUUCCCUCCCAACCUUUCCUCCCAACCUUCCCUCCCAACCUUCCCUCAUUGGCCGCCGUCGUCUUGUCAGUAACUCCUAUCGAUAUCUCCGCCGUCAAAACCCCGGGUCGUGUCGCCCAAGCGAUCCGCGAGCACAUCACCAAACUCCGCUCUUCUGAGAACGACGAAGCUCUCCACUGGAUCUCGCGCACUUCUCGCCACUUGUAUGAGUUGGCAAUCCAGGAUCGUGAUAUGGUAUUUCCGGGAGAUGAGGAGAAUCAGACUACGAAGUUUUCCAUUGUCAACUCCAACAUCCGUAUCGACUGGUUCUUUUCCUUUGGCUUUAAAGAGCAUCAGGUUUCGUAUCAUAUCGAGCCUACUCUUUCUCGUUUUCUCCGAGUUUUUCGAGCCAAUUUCCAAGAAGGGGACGAGAAGGGCGACAAGGUUGAGGUAUACUUCAACGUGCCGAACGAGCAAGCCGAGAAGGCGAGAGAGAUCGUCGAAUGUGAUAGGGCAAAGUGGGCGGCUGCUCAACCUGCAUGAUCUCGUCGUGUUAGUGGUAUAGAUCAGAGAUGGUGUUCAAUGCAAUGACUUGUUCUGCA
Cryptococcus amylolentus CBS 6039 is the source of this 1484-nucleotide messenger RNA. RefSeq lists its product as hypothetical. NCBI's taxonomy places the organism in Eukaryota, Fungi, Basidiomycota, Tremellomycetes, Tremellales, Cryptococcaceae. The transcript is spliced from 4 exons. The record is from RefSeq and is a predicted model, not a curated record. Bases 1 to 1425 code for a protein of 474 amino acids.